Molecule: messenger RNA, 13140 nt
Organism: Phytophthora infestans T30-4
Lineage: Eukaryota; Oomycota; Peronosporomycetes; Peronosporales; Peronosporaceae
Product: hydrocephalus-inducing protein, putative
Exons: 4
Coding region: 1-13140 (4379 amino acids)
Biological process (GO): axonemal central apparatus assembly; cilium movement
Cellular component (GO): axoneme
Source: RefSeq, a predicted model, not a curated record
AUGGAGACGGCAGAGCACGAACAGCUGCAGCUGCAACUCCAGGAAAUCGAGGAUGUCAACUCGGGGCUCACGGAUUCGCCGUUUGACGUGCGAAAGACGCAGGACACCAAGUACAGACAUUUACGUAAGGCGACUCUAGACGACUCAAUGCAGUUCGUAGACGCGUGCUUUUCGAUAACGCCACUGAGUGGGAGAGUCUGGGCUCAUUCCGAGGUGGACGUUGUGGUGUGCUUCACUCCUGAAGAAGCACAUUUGUAUUCUUGUCGAGCAUUUCUCGAGAUCGCGGGGCAAACAGCACGUCUCCCGCUACAACUGCGAGGUCAGGGGAUUGGUCCCAAGGCCAAAGUGGUGUACAAUGAGCUUUUGGACUUCGGCGAUGUGUUCAUCAAUGACGAGCGUACGCGAGGCUUUACCAUUCAAAAUAAGGGCGAAAUUCCAGCAGAAUUCGAGCUGAUCCCGUUGACGACGCCUCCAGGUACUUUGUUAACAGUUCAUCCUAGAUACGGGACUCUGGCGGUCAAUGAGAUGCUCAAGAUUGAGGUGACUUUCUGCUCUCAAGAGCUGGGAGAAGCCUUCUACCACAUUUGCUUCGGCAUGCAGGGCUCCGAUGAGCAAUUAGCAGCGCGUUUUAAAGCGAACGUGAUCCCCCCAGUAUUCCACUUCGAUGUGGACCAAGUGGACUUUGGAGCGAUCUCCUAUUCCUUCCCACAGACCCGAACCGUCAAGCUUGUCAACGCUUCUAAGAUCGCAAUGAAAUAUUUUCUGCGCGUCCCGGAAGAGGCCAACUACAAGCAAAAGGAGCUCGAGCUAAUCCCGUCAGAUGGAAAGCUAGACCCGUACGGAGAGCAGCAGAUCUCGAUCCGAUUUACGUCCCACAACGUCAAAGUUUACCAGUACGAGCUUGUUGUUGGUGUCCCUGGUGUCGGAGCUGAUUUGCUGAGUAUUCCCCUGCGCGCUCAGUGCUUUGUCCCUGAGAUAGCCGUCCUUAAACAGGAGCUAGAUUUCGGUCGAUGCUUUCUUCGAUACCCGCAUAAGCAGAUGCUCGUCUUGGAGAACAAGUCAACGCACUUGUUUGGACGCUUUGAAAUCGGUGAGCAGGAUGAUCACUCUCGUGCCAUCGCCACAUAUAGCACAAGUGAGUUCACCGGCAGUGUAAGUCCAGGCGAGCGCGUGUCUGUGGAGAUCUCGUUAUCUUGUGAAAAGCUUGGCAGUAUCCGCCUUCCAAUGGUGAUAACUGUCCUAGGUAGCACUGAUCUCCCCUUGUCUGUGACCCUUAGCGCUACUGGCUCUGGUCCAAAGGUUGAAUUGGACCAACCCGAGAUAAACUGGGGAAACUGUUCGUGUCUCGUGGAUCAUGAACGGACCCUGCGCAUGACCAAUGUCUCGUUGAUCGCGGCAGCGUACAAAACAUUUGUUCGCGGCGCUCGUUCGAAGUUCCAGAUUGACCAGAAAGAAGGUGUGCUGAUGGCUGGCGAAAGUCUUGAUUUUGUGCUCGUGGCCAACCUGGAUGAUACUAUGGUGUUCAAGGACCAACUACACAUUUUGAUCACAGAAGGGGACAAUCUCGUCGUUCCCUUAUGGAUCAGAGGAACGGGAACAACCAUGUGGUCGCCGAGUGAACUUCGAGUUAUCGAUUUCAGUCACCAAAUGACUAGCAAGGAGUGUGAGUGGAGCUGUACUCUUGAAAACAAGGGGAAGCGUGUACAGGUGCUCACUUGGACCAACAAAAUCGUCGCUGUUGCCAACAGUAAACUCAACCCGACAGACCGGGGGACGUCAAAGUCAAGAGCAGGACAGGAUAAUCGAUCGACUACAAAGCCAAGCAAAACGGGCAAUAACAACCGCAAUGGAAUGAAUGGCGCACCUGAUGGGCCAGACGAAGUGAUCCCUGCCUUUUCUGUCUUCCCAGGGACGAUCGAGUUGAAGCCACGCACAGCGUGUAUCUUUGUAUUCAAGGGACUUUCUUCGACAGCUGGACUCAUACAAGAAGAACUGGUAUGCGAGACGCGGGUGGGGAGGGAAAAAGUCAGCAGAGUUGCGUUCGUAACUGCGAUCCGCGCUAACUUCAUUGAUCCAAAACUCACCCCGUCUUCGUCGUUGCUGUCGUUCGAGUAUAUUCACCACCCUGGAAAACAAAUCAUAACGCAGUCGCAGCCUCUGAGUUUCACGAAUGCCUGCGAGCUCCCGUUAUCUUUCACGCUCCGCACGCAGACUCCGUUUGCUCUCGAUUGCUGGGAGGCAGUGCUACAACCAGGUGAAAAGGUAGCUCUACACGUGGAGUUUUAUCCAGGAUUCAAGGAUGACCACACUUGUCGGGUCAUAAAUGGAAAGGUACUUGUUUCCUACACGGGGCAUCCCCAGAAAGACAGUGUGGAGCUGAUAGGAGACAUAAGCUUCCCCAAUCUUUCCUUCGGGAUGACCAAAAUCGACUUUGGCUGCACACUGAAUGUGGACACGAGUUUUCGCUGGGUUUUCAUAGAAGACGAGAAGGAGGCUUUGUCUAGCGCUACUGCCAAGAAACCAUACAUUCCUAUCAAUCAAGUGUUCGACAUCCUGCCGAUCCGCGGGACUCUGAAACCAAAUGAGAGCGAGAAGAUCGAUUUUGUUUACUACGGGCAUGCAAACCGAAAGUUUAAGAGUACUGUGGCCUGUGAAGUGGGAGGUGGUCCUGAGUACGAGCUAACUCUUUUGGGCGAAGCAUCGUCUCUUGUGUACAAGCUGGACAAACAAUCGCUGGACUUUGGCCAAGUACUAUACAACAAGACGGAAGAUCGCGACUUUUACAUUCUGAACGUUGGUAAAGUGCCUUUCUCUUUCAACAUUGUGGUCGAUAGCGUUGCUUGUGGAAGAGCUUUGGAGAUCUCGCCUAUCAGUGGGAGGAUUGCCCCCAACGAGAAGCAAAAAAUUCUGGCUCGCUUACGCCCUGGCAUCCCUGAGUAUUUCGAAGAGACUAUGGUGCUUGAGAUCGCGCAUUUCGAGCCAAUUCCGUUCAAAUUGUUUGGUAGUGGAACGUUUGCCGCAGUGUCACUGAAUUUACCACGCGAACCCCAUUCAUCUAGCGCUGUUCGUGGCGAAGAACCGAAGUGGAAGGAGUUAAAGAAGCGCGCGAAACAGAGUAUUGAGCUUGGGAUGCAAAGCUCGGCAUCGACUGUGUCAACCGCAGGUCGAGAAAUUGAGAAGCUCAGCUCUGCAGUAUUAUUGCCAGCAUCACCCCAGGCAAAGGGAGCAAGUCAACGCAUUGGAGCUCUUGGCUCUCCGGGUCGCGGUGUGGCGACAUCAGCCGUGGACGAGUUGGACAUCGAAAUUGAAGCUUGCCGCUUAUUUUUUGCUGACUAUCUCCUCGUACAAGAAGCAAUAAAAGCCGAGGCAAGGGCAUUGAAGACAAUCGAAGCACAUAACGACCACCCAACUGAAAAAGACCCAGGGAGCACCAAGGCUGCUACUAAACCAUUUCGACCACCUUCGUCUACGUCAGGUGCCAAGAAGAGACGCGGAACAGAAGUGUUUCCAUUUGUAAUGUCCCAAUUCGUGUUAGACUUUGGGAAUGUUGUCGUGGGAACGCAUAAGAUCAAACGGUUUAGUGUUACUAACAUCGGUCACGGCCCUGCUUCGUUCCAACUUGACAAGAAUUUGGCAAGCUCCAGAGGUUUCCAGAUUGAGCCCGAGAGAGUAGUGCGAUUGCCCGAAAAAGAGUCCGUUGAGUUUAGUGUCACUUUUCACGCUCGCAAAAACGUUGGGAUGGGCCUCCACAUGACUCAGUUGCCCAUUGUGAUCAAGAACGGACCUCCUUGUAUUGCGAUGGUUCGAGCUCUUGUGACGGUGCCAGAUAUCUCGAUCUCGACUGAAAGUCUUGACUUUGGCAAGAUCGCGGUGAGUACGUGCCACACCAUGUUUACUCAGUUGCAGAAUAUCUCGGCCGUGCCUGCAGAGUGGGCGUUCAAGAAGCCGAUGGGAUCUACGAAGGAUGUGGGGAAUUUCCGCUUUAGUCCGCAGUCUGGACUACUAACACCGGGGGCCAAAGCAAAUAUUCAGAUCGAGUUUAUUCCGGAUAGUGGACGCCAGUUCAUGCUCAAGCUCCCGAUCAAGAUCAGCUCGAAUCCAAAGACACGAUCCAUUGCUUGUCGUGGAGAAGGGUCAGAAUUACGUAUCUCUUUCUCUCCGCCUCUUAUUGAGUUGGGUCCUGUGCUCCCUUGUGCUCCACCGGAAGAACAACUAGUAGAGAUACGCAAUGACUCGGACUACCCAAUUGAGGUGUUUUCUCUGGACUUUGACUCGAUGUAUCAACAGGAUGAAGAACAAUUCCGGUCUCUGAAUGCUUUCAACGCGGAGGAUAUGCUCCAAUUGUCGGUUCGUGUUCCAGGGCAACCUAUUGAUGAAUACUUGGCGGAAAAUGGGUUGGCCCCGAUGAGUUCGUCAGACGUUGUGUCGACAGGUGGUACUGGCCAACCUAGUGAGCUACACAAUCCCACUGAUUCUUCUUCACACUUGGCAGAGAACGAGGGCAUUGGGUCCAAAGAACAAAGGGAUAUGACCUUGAAGAGUAUUGCAGAUUUUAAUCCUGCACCAAGAAAAGGUAUUGACUACAUAAUGGUAGGCCCACCACGAUGCGGGAAGUCAACACAGGCGCGUCUUCUUGCAGAGAAGGAAUCGUUGGCUAUCUGGACGAUUGAUGGCGCAAUUAACUCGAUAUGCGCCGCAAAGGGGCCGCUAGCGACAGCCGCACGUAAAGCGCUUGUAGAAUCCAUCGCUGACAGACUCGCUCAUUUAUUAAACCAGAUUGUUUUGUGGAGACUGGCACAACCAGAUCUCAAAAGCGGCAGCGUUUUGGACGGUUUUGAAAAUUCAUUUCUAAGCGUUGAAGAAACGCUUAAAUGCUGCUCGAGGGCGUUUGUAACUGCGCGGAUCAUCGUACUGGGAUUCGAUGAAGACAGCUACGAGUCGAUGAGUACGGUGCUUGAAAGUCAAACCAGUAGACCCGGAAGUGGCGGUUUUGUUUCGCCAUCUCCUUCGCGUGAUCGCUUAAAUCCGGUCGGCUCAGGAAACGUAGGGAAUAAUGAUACAGCUGGAGUUGAUGGAGAGGCAACCGAUCGUAGCGUGGAAGGAGAAGAAGUCCAACAGUCUGCUCCUGAUACAAAUGUUGCUCUAGAGGCAGAAACAAAGGCCCUGUCAGCUUCUCCAUCGCGACAAUCAAUAAAUUUGGAAGCAAACGUACGCGAAGAUGUGUCGGCUGGGACAGAUGCUAGCGAGGAGAACACUGUAAGUGACAAGGCCAACGAUCUGACACAUUCACUGUCUGCACAAGAACUCAAGCCUGCAACCUUUGUGGAGUAUUCACAAAUGCUAAAAGCCAUGAAGCGUCAAUUGGCUUUGAUUAUAGUUCGAGAGGAACUGGAAAUGGAAAGCUCUACCCCACUGAGCUCUGAGGCGUGUGAUAAUGAUGAUGCCAUAUGGUCACAAGUGAAGGAUCGAGCUACACCCGACCGUUUCCUUCUGGACAUUCCAAUCGUAGAUGCUGGCCCACCGCUUCUUAUCCACAGUGCAAUCUUCUCAGCUGUUGAAAAGUUUGUCCGCGAGUUGGAAACCAGCCACAAACCAAUCCCCUCUCCUGCCAAGUUUCAACUUGUUCGGAGGCCUCUAGAGAGGUUUCCUCGAAAAAGAGUCGCUCGUUUUUCAUUGCGGUCGCCAGCAAUGCAAUCUUCAGGUGCACAUGAAGCCAGCAGCAGUGAGAAGAGCCUCCAUACCAGUGGAUCGCGCUCUCAAAUACCAAGCAAACACUCUUCGCGUCCUCAAACUGCUGGUAAAACGCCGAGUCACGUACAGGUCAUAGAGGUUGGAGAACACUCGGAGAGACCAACUGAUAGCAUGGAUACCCACCAAUCCUCUGAAGCCUUGAGCACUGGACUGCAACGUCCUAAGACGCGAGUUUGCCCUCCCGCUUGCCGCUGGGUAAUUGCUCCUCACUCGAGAGUUAAUGUGCUGGUUCAGUUCACUUCACCUGAUAUUGGCAACUUCGACUGCACUUUGGGCUUUGAAAUUGUAGGUGUCCAGCGUGAAUUUACUUUGUUUGGUCGUGGAGUCUGUGGUGUGCCGACCAUAAACAAUGACCCGAGGAAUGUGUUCAUGCACCGCGUCAAAAGCCGCCCAGAAGGUGCAUUUGUUCAGAAGAAAUUUGUGAUCUCAAGGAACCAGUUCGAGUUCGGUCCGCUUAUUAUCACUAACCAGCAAGCGAAAGCACCGCAGACCGAGCGAGAGUUCAUCGAGUGGCAGAAAACGAGUCCAAACAAUGUCGAAGUGUUCCGGAUGUCCAAUAGCAGCAAGUUUCCGAUUCAACUGGAGUUUGGGAUGGAAAAGCAAGGAGAUGAUACAUUUGUUGUGUUCCCUGCUGCAGUUGAGAUCAAUGAGGGCGACACGAGAGAAGUCAAAGUGUGGGCAAACCCGUUGGAGGUUGGGCUUCAUGAGAACGCCUUAAUUUGCUGUAUUGGCGACAACCCGGAGCCUGUGAAAUUCCAGAUCAGUUGCUACGGAUGUAAACCAGAGUUGAAGCUGCGAGGACCAUGGGAACAACCAGCUGCGGCGAGUACAUCAGAGCGGGAGGACCAUCGACAGGCUGACGACGCAACAACCAGUAAGACUCCCAGGUCUUCUAGGUCCGAUAACCCUGGCAGUGCCCCUGCCACUUCUAGACCUAGUGCAUCUCUAGUGGAACAACCUUCUGUUCCAUCCCACUUACACAAACAACCAGUUUUGGAUUUCGAGCAGCUCUUGCUGAAGCGACAAGAGGAAAAGGUAUUUUACAUCGAGAAUGUGGCGCCUGUUGCGGUCUUGUGGCGUUUACUAUGCGAUAACUUACCAGAAGAUUUUCGGAUUUUCCCAGUCGAAGGAACUGUGAAACCUCUGGAGAAAAUCCCAGUAGUGGUUGUGUUCUCGGCAAUGACAGAAGCUGUUCACGAGCUUCUGCUGCGAAUUGAAUUCUCGGAUGCUGAGAGCGCUCUUCAAAUGAAUGACCGGAAUCGGACGGUUGAGUUAACAUUGCGAGGAGAAGCUUACAAGAUCGAUGUGAGUUCUUUUGACAAUGAAACUAGAGAAGAUCCUGGCCAAGCAACAUCUAGAGCUGCAGGAAACACGGUGAGCGGUGACGGGAUUCUGGACUUUGGUCUGGUUCGAGUUGGAGAGAAGCACUUUAGAGUAUUCAACAUUCGCAAUAGAGGCAAAUACAGCAUCAAGUAUAUCAUCGGCAUUAGAAAUGCAGUCACUCGUGAGUACUUCACGAUCGAGCCAAGCGAAAUGGUGCUGGAGCCUGGGCAGUCUUCAUCAGUGAAUGUCACGUUUGCAUCCAAGAGCGAAGUCACGCUCCGUGACUGUAAGGAUAUCAAGUGCACUAUUAUUGAAAUGCUGUCAGGGGAGGCGUGUCGUGAGUUCUACGUCCACGCUAGUGCCCGAUCGGUCCUCAGUAAGUUUCGACUCCGGCCAAACCAUGGAAUUAACUUUGGUCCUCACAAGUACAGUGAACAAGCACAAACCAAGAGGAUUGAAAUACGAAACGAUGGCGAAUUCCAGUUUAAAUUCCGCGUCCAAGCUUCUAGACCGGUGACUGAAAGAGAGGAAACGGAGCCUUUGACGUUAGAUACACCACUGUCUCCAGCCACAUUCUCCAUAGGCCACUUUGCGCUUUCCCCAGAUUGCGGCACUAUCGACCCUGGAGCUACGAUGCGAUUGGAUGUCGCAUUCCAGCCGAAGGAGUGCGCUGUGUACAGCGAGACACUUCAGAUUGAGAUUUCUGGUCGCAAUACGGAGGAUGCGACUGAGACGGACAUGCUGCUGUACGAACUAAUCGGUGAAAGUUGCUACCCAGGCAUUAACACGACGGAUUACGAGAGUAUCUUCGAGGAACAAACGGUAAUUUGCUCAUUAGGAGUCGAGUCGGUUACGCCAAUGUCAUCACUUCGCAGUUCGUCUUAUCAUGGGAAUGCCCAAGCGGUCACAUUCGCAGAAAAGGAAAAGAUUUUCUCGUUUGGUCCGUUGAUUGCAGCGGCAAAUUGGAAAGGAACGGUGGAGCGCUUCAAGAUCUCGAAUCCGAUGAAAGUGAGCAGCACGGUGCAGUUUUCUAUAACAAACGGUAGCACUGGAAGUACCGAGUCCGAAAAUGGCUCUCCAGCGUUCAUUGUACAGCCAGCUGUAUGGGAGAUUCCUCCCCUUGAGCAUCGUUUCGUAAGCGUUUACUUCCGCCCAGCGACCAUUGCCUUGUUCCGGGCCACUUUUAAUGCGGUGGUUGAUGAUAGUCCUCCUCAAAGCAAUGUGGCGGAUAAACUUCUCGAGUUCGAGAUGCGAGGGGAAGGAACAAUGCCCUGUGUUUUAAUUACGGAGCCGACAGCUCGAGACUCAAGUGGUACCAUGAUGUUAGAUUUUGGUCGAGUUCGGACUUCAAAAACCAAGGAUAUGCGUUUAGCACUACGCAACGAUGGGAUUCUACCAGCAACCGUAUUAUUUUCUAGUCAAUCGAACCCUAAUUUCCUGUUCGCAAUGGGCAAUGGAUCGGUAAUGGUGGCCCCAAAAGCUACUGAGACGCUGACCUUGCAGUUCCGACCCCAGAAGGUUCAUGACGAGCCAGUCACAUCACAACUCAAAAUUGCAGUGCAGAAUAAUCCUUUUGAAGAGACGGCGGUCACGCUCUUUGGAUGCGGAUAUCAAGAAGAUUUGGUAUUUGAAGACUUGCCUUGUGGGUACGAUGAUGAACUUCACUUUGAUGAUAUUCGGUUACCAGACGUGAGUGAGACGAAGAACGAUGGGUUUCUAAUUUUUAAGAGCACGAAGGUGUUCUCGCUACGCAAUCAAUCAUCUGAUAUCAUGCGUUUCGAGUGGCCAAAAGCUGAUCCAUUCCACUUCUCCCCGUGUGUCGGUCAUCUCAUGCCAAAUGCUUACAAGCUGAUUAGAUCCACAUUUGAACCGGCACAGGAUGGAGAUAAAACGGCCAUAUAUCAGGCUCAUCGCAUCGCUUUGCAGUCUCAGCGAAUCUCGUAUAAAAGCAGCUCAGUCAAUCGGAGUGACAUAAAUGUCUGGGAUGACUCUUUUCAGACGGUUUCAUUUGGCGGACAAGCAGGAGCUGGAGGUGUUGCAAAGCAAACACUUGUGGAGCCUGAAUUUGAAGCAAUUGGGCCUCCCUCGACCAUCGUAUUAAGUUGUUUUGCUGCAGCUGAUACCCUAUCUUUCGAGUGUGAUAAAACGUCUAUCACAUUUCGCAGAACCUUCAUGCUACAAGUGUGUACGCACAAAAUCACGCUGCAAAACAAGAGCAAAAUCCGUUUGGCAUACUCGUGCAGAUGGGAGGAAGGACUUCAUGGUCAGUCUGACUUGGGGGGUAUUGAUGGUGAUGUGGACGAUAAUUGCCCUUUUGACGUGACACCUGCUACUGGGACAAUCAACGGGGAAGAAACUCAAACGUUUACUAUUAAGUUUGCCCCAAUGGAAGUGGAUGGUUAUUUGUACUGCUUGUGCUUCGACAUUCCAGACACUCAAAAGGAUAAAGUUACGGUGCUUCGAGUGGAAGUUCGUGGUGAGUCUCUCCGACCUGCUUGCCAUUUCGAUGUAGAAAGGAGUGACUAUGCGCAAUGGAGAGCUCCGAACCUCCCAGGCCCUCAUGGUGAGCUGGGGCCGUUAGAUCCUUCGAUCAGAAUCAUCGAAAUGGCGUCUCUUGGCGUUCGAGUCCGCAACACACGGCGGUUUUACGUGGUUAACCCAACGAACGUGUCGUAUGAGUUUUCGUGGAUCCCGCAAGGGAACAACAACCCGUGCUUUCGGUGCGCGACACCGAAGGGUCUGAUGCUUGCUGGUAAACGAUGUGAGAUGAUUUUUGAAUUCACUCCACAGCAACUAGAACUCCAGGAAAUGUUCUGGUACUUCAAAAUUCCGCAUUUCCAGGUUAGUCAGCUUUUCGUGUUUGUGGGUACGACGACGGAGCCUCGAGUCGCGUUGGAUCGUGCAAGUGUCAACUUUAACACACUGAUGAUCGGAACAAAGACAUCUCAAAGCAUUUCGUUGAUCAAUCAGGAGCUUAUUCCAUUCAAUUUUGUAUUGGACAAGACGUUGCUGGACUUUGCAGGAGAGUUACCUGCACUGAUUGUUCACCCUCUGAGUGGCGUGAUUCCACCCAAUAGUCGAACUUCGAUCGAGGUUGAGUUCAUGCCGAUUGAAGAAAAGUCGUACAAUUUUAAUCUGAACUGUAUCAUCAAGCGCAAACCCACGCGACUAUCUCUGAAUGUCAAAGGGGAGGGCUAUAGUAUUCACGGUGCACUCAUCUUGACAUCUGAAGAUCAAAGCGAAAGCCGGGCAUUAGUUUCAGGCCUCGGUAAUUUGUUGGACUUUGGAGCUGUGCGCGUCAACGAGGAAGCCCAGCGUUUCAUUGUGAUCCAUAAUAAUGGAAAGUUUAACUUCGAUUUCAACUGGACUGUGACAAAAGCAACUGAAGCUUUCAUCAUUGAACCAAUGCAGGGAACGAUCAAGAAGAAUGACAAGACCACAUGCGCACUGAGGUUUUCUCCGACAAAGCAAACAUCUCUCGACGGGAUGCAGGUGACCUGUACUAUUGCUGGCUCUCAAAACUACGUGCUAGCACUGCACGGGAAUGCUGUUCCUCCGAUGUUGCACUUGUCGUUCACCUCUCACGACUUUGGUCCCUGUUUCAUCGCAGAAAAUGAUGCAGUUCCAGUGGCGGAGAUGAAAACGCUCACCGUGUUUAAUAUGGACCCCGAGAGCGCAAUCGAUCUUGAUUGUUUGUUCGAAAAGAAACCUCAUCUUCGCGUGGAUUGUCCUCCAACCAUGGUGGGCCCACGCGAGACAGUCAGCAUUCCCAUAAUGUUUAUAGCACGACAUGAAGUUCCGUAUCUGGAGGUGAUUCCAUUUACGAUCAAUGGGUCAUCUACAGUUAAUGUUAGCAUCCGUGGAGAAGGCGUGUUCCCCAAAAUUGAGCUCGUCAAUUCGUCAAUGCAGAUGGUUUUUCUGGGGAACUUACAGAUCGGACAGCAAAUGUCUCGGACCGUCAAGGUCGCAAACCGCUCCAAGCGAAAAACUGUGAUAGAAUGUGUGGAUUUGGCUCAACCAGGAGUCCCAUUGCUCGAUGCGUUGGGUAUCUCAGUGUUCCCUCAACAAGAGAUCUCACUCCGAGCAAAAGAAACGGCCGACAUUGAGUUCCUCUUUGCCCCGACACGGCGAAUUCCGAGCUUUCAGAAAGAUGUUUUCAUACGAAUGGGAGGGAGCACGAAGAAACUACUCACGCUGUCCGGAUGCUGCCAAGGUAUUGAUGUGAUACUGGAGACUGACACUCUUUCGUACGGACCAGUUUGUCUAGGCAGUCAACUUGUGAGAAAAGUACGUUUGCAAAACCGAGGGGAUGUCGCCGCUAAAUUCCAGUGGAACGUACGCGAGUUUGCCCCCGAAUUUUCAGUGUCUCCAUCCCAAGGGAAUGUAGCCCCCAACCAGCACAAGAUCAUUGAGGUGACCUUCAAACCAGCCGCUGUGGACCCUGACAUUCGUUAUGAGAGAGUCACGUGCAUGGUCGAGGGAACUACUCCCGCCACGCUGACAUUGGUGGGCUCAUGUGUUCCUCAAGCAACGUCAUCGAUUCAAGACGUUCACUUCAGUUCUCCAGUUCGACAGGAGAGCCGCAAGGUCAUAGUACUCGAGAACACGACUUCGUCUCCCUGGAACUUGUUCCCAGUGGUUCAAGGUGAUCACUGGUCGUGCCUAGAGAAUAUUCUAGUCUCUGCACACGGGACAGCCAACCUUGACGUGCUAUACUCUCCUUUGGCUAUGACAAAACAAAACUCCCAUGAAGAAAUCGAUGAACAACGCCCAACAGUCCACACUGGCUCGAUUUUUCUCGCUAUACCCGAUGGAAGUGCGCUCUUGUACAAUCUAUUCGGCAAAGCGUCAGCACCGUUGCCCAUAGCACCAACCUUCCUGUCCACUGCAGCAAAGAAGAAUGUGUCAAUUUCGAUUCCGAUCAAGAACUGGCUGAAGACACCGCAAACAUUUGCUGUCGAGACUCAAAAACCACCAGGAAAUGAGUCUGUCGUUAUUCAAGGGCCAUCGUCAAUCCUACUACACGCUGGAGUGACGCGCAACUACAACAUGAAGUUCUUCUGCUACAUUGAAGGAACCGUUAACUUGAGUGUACGCAUGGUGAAUCAAAAGAGUGGUGAAUACGUCGUACAAGACGUGAACGUCACCGUUUCUAAGGCUGUUGAUGUGGACACGCUUUUCUUCGAGACACCAGUGAGGCAAUCGGUCAAGAAGAUGGUGGCCAUUGAGAAUCCUUUUGACAUCCAACGCCCGAUCAAUUUUGUGGAUAAAGCUCACUGGUGGAAAUGUUCCAGUCCUUUUAUUCGUGUACGACAACUCAGUGAGAUCAGUGGACGCGCCGAAGGCCACUACGAGGUUGAAUACCGGCCAACGCUUCACUCGGAGACACCGACUGAGGACCGUUUAACCAUCAGCUUUGUGGAACUCGGUGAGUAUACGUACAAUCUGGUAUUGCGUACUCUGCCAGUCGGUCCCGAACGCAUUUUGUACUUCAAGGCUCCUCUGGGUGGAUCUCAAACUCAGGCAUUUCCCUUCACCAGCUAUGCCGUUGCUACAGCAGAGCUUUCAUGCUCCGUCCAGGACCCAACUUCGUUUUCUGUGCCAGUAACGUGGAAAGUGGAAGGGCCCUUCUCCUGGGAAGGGAAAGCUGAAUCCAUCCUUGUCAAGUUUGAGCCUGAAGCUAUUGGUGAGUUCCGUGAUACUCUUACGCUCUUUUCCAAUACUAUUGGCGAGUACAAGUGCACGUUGCAAGGGCUAUCAGUGCCCCCACUGCCUCAAGGCCCGUACGUGUUCUUGACAACACAAGACAUUGAGUUUAAGAACGUUUUCUCGACGCCGAAAGAAUUCGAGAUUAUGGUCGACAACCCACGCUUUGUACUGUCAACGACAUCCUUAUCGAUCCCAGCUAAAGCGUCUAAAAUCAUCACAGUCAAGGUCGACGCUACUCUGUCAUCAGGAACAAGUGAAAAGACGACUGCAAGCGAGACUGGCAAACUCCUUGUGUCUUGCCCGCAGUUCAAGGAAUUCUCGCCAUGGGUGUACUAUCUGGAGGCAAGAACGCUAUGA